AUGGAUGUUGACUGCCCGAUCUUCCCCAUCUCGGUCGACUUGGGAAGUGUCGCUUUUGUGGACUCACCCGUUGUCUGGGCGGUUGGCUAUGUGCGCGAUCCAAGCAUCAGUUACACAUUGUCUGGUAGCACGGCAUCCCUCCGCCCGUACUACACAACACAGUAUCCUACCACCGAAGAGGCCUUGGAGUUCUUCGUCUCCGAUUUCAACAACUCGCUUACUCGGGCAAUAUCCCUCGAUACGCAAGUUCGCCAAGCGGCUUCUAACAUUUCGGCCAGCGGUAAACUGUUCGACAUGCUUUCGCUUGCCACUCGCCAGGUGUUUAGCUCUCUCGAAAUAACGGCUCCCUAUCAGUCGGACAACACGACUAGGAUCUUCAUGAGAGACAUGGGCACCAGUCAACGCGUCACUCCCGUGGAGAGAUUGUACGCUGCACUACCCAUGUUCUUGUAUUACAACGCAACAUUAGUCAAGCUACUCCUGGUACCGCUCCUUGAACAACAGAAUACGUCGUUGGGUGCCUUUCCGUACGCAUCGAAAGACCUCGGUUCCCUGUUCCCGGAUGUAUCUGGCCCGAACCUGAUAUCCACAGAGGCAAUUGAACAGUCGGGGAACAUGCCAUCAUUACACUCGCUCACGCCAAUAUUCAAACGAUACGUCGCUGCUCCAUGGCUAUUAUUACUUGCUCAAGAAUUGGGCAGAGUACCUGACGCAGCAUGGGCAAUUUCCUCCUCAGGGCCAAUUAUCGUCGACGACGGAAGUGACGCCACAAACUCGACCAACCUGGCAGUGAAGGGCAUCCUUGCCAUUCAAGCCAUGGCGGAGAUAAGUCAAUUAGUUGGGGAGAGUGAUGAUUCUCAGCAUUCAGCAGAGCUGACGUCCAAUCCGCGAUAUAGCCCCGCAUUAGGAGGCCUCUUCGCGCCGUUCCUGCCGCAGAUGCGCAGCGGUACCGUGACCGUAUCGCCCCCCAGUUACUCCAUCACAAGCACUAGUGCUUCCGGCAGUGGCUCGCUCGAUGUUGGUGCCAUAGCGGGCGGCGUCGUCGGUGGUGUCGUCGGUUUAAUUGCGCUCGCAGGACUCGGAUUAUGGCUACUGCGACGUCGUCGAUACCGGAGGAACGCCGACCUCCUCGACAACAACUGUACAAGGACAGAACCCACGCCCUUCGAUGCUGCGCCCGCUUUCACAGCCCAAGCACCAGGUGUCAUACUCACGGAAAAGCAGCGUCGGGAACUCGAAUUGCCAAGGGAAGAAAUACCUGUCCUGCCGUCAACCGGCUCGUCUUCCGCCAUGCCAGUUGCAGAGCCUCCAUCUGGGAGUACGACGGUCCCUACGACGGCGAAUGCGUGACUGUGGGGGAUUUGCUGGGGCUGCGCUCGAUGAUCGAGGAUCUGCGCAGAAUCGUUUGCAGAACGUGCACAUCGAGGCAGCCGAACCUUCGGACUUGGGUGCG
This is a messenger RNA of Fomitopsis serialis, 1453 nucleotides long. RefSeq lists its product as uncharacterized. The transcript has 10 exons. NCBI's taxonomy places the organism in Eukaryota, Fungi, Basidiomycota, Agaricomycetes, Polyporales, Fomitopsidaceae. The record is from RefSeq and is a predicted model, not a curated record. Bases 1 to 1350 code for a protein of 449 amino acids.